AGAUGAUCGUGUUGUGUGAUCAGCAGUUAAUCGUCCAUAAAAUUCAAUAUUUUCCCUAUAAUUGAACCACCCUUAAAAAACCCCCCUGAAUAAACUAACAUGUGAGUGCCAGUGUGUUCCAGCCAGUGCGUACCAAAAAAACCCCUAAGAAACAAUAAGUACAAAGAGUGUGGGGGCUCUAUUGUUUAUGUUAUGAUAUAGGUUUUAAUUGAAAUCAGCAGUGCCCCCCUUAAUGACUAUUAAUAGUUGGCAUAUUAAGGCGUAAAUACGAUUAGAUUUAGGGCAAAUUGUGAAAUAAAGGAGCCACAAUAUGACAUCAAUUACAAUGGAAGAGUACGACCUGAUGAAGGAGUCAAAGUAUCGGAUGUAUGUGGCCGCAGUGGAUAAGGCUUUGAAGAAUUUCGAAUACACUUCUGAGUGGGCAGACCUUAUUUCCGCAUUGGGAAAGUUAAAUAAGGUGUUACUGAGCUACACAAAAUUCCAAGUGAUUCCCCGCAGGAUAAAAAUAAGUAAGCGGUUGGCACAGUGUAUGCACCCCGCUUUGCCCUCCGGGGUGCACCUGAAAGCCCUGGAGACUUAUGAUAUUAUAUUUAAGUGUAUGGGCACGGACAGGUUGGCCUGUGAACUUUUUAUUUAUAGCUCUGGUUUAUUCCCUCUGAUGAGCCAUGCGGCGAUGAACAUCCGUCCAAUGUUACUAACGAUCUACGAAACGCAUUUUGUUCCUUUAAGGGCGCGACUCAGACCGGCUCUAAGCGGUUUUUUAAGCGGCAUUUUACCGGGUUUAGACACCGGUACGGACCAUUUCGAUAGGACCAAUAAGUUACUAGAAGACGUAUGCGAGGGCGUAGACCCUCACUACUUUUACACGUGCAUCUGGCAAUGUGUGGCCAACAACAGUCCGGUGAGACUGCCGGCUGUAGUGUACGUUUACGCGCACUACAGCCGGAAAAUCCCCAUGGAAGAUCAGCUGUAUCUAAUGGGGCACGAUAUAGGGCUAAUGGUUUCUGGAUUGUGUGCGGCCGUCCAGGAUGCCAACAUCCUGGUCCAGAGGUCCGCCCUGGACCUGCUCAUGGUGUGUUUUCCCAUGCAAAAUAAGCAACUUUUGUACGCGGAUAUGGUCAGGCUGGUCACUGCCGCCCUCUCGACCAUUUUACGAAGGGAUAUGUCCCUUAAUAGACGUCUUUACUCGUGGCUUCUGGAAACCGAGUCCAAAUUACCGCUGGUCCAGAUUGACGGCGAACAAUCCGACGAAUUCCCGUCCACCCAGACCCACUCUAUCGCCUACGAUUUAUUAAACGAUGCAGUGAAGGAUAUUUUGAAAAAGUCCAGUUCGAAUGUCCCUCUGGACGUGAAAUGUUACCGUUUGCUCACCUCGUUAUUCGAAAAAUCCCAGAUAGGUCCCGUAAUCUUGGACGGGAUUUUAUACGACGUGUUCAGGACGUUGUACUUGUCCUGUUUGAGUUUGCAAAAGUACAAAAACCAAACGGUGAGGUGCGUGUCCUUCAACGGGGAUCUGAGCAGCUUGAAGGGCAACGACGGGGGGUUGAACAAACAGUUCGUAUCGAAGAACUGUCAGGAAUUAGUGAAAAACGCCAAUUUACUGUUUAACACCCUGCAAAGCUACUAUAUCUGGAGCUACAUCGAGAAAUUAUACGAGGAAGCGGCUAAGAACAUCAAAAAAUUCAAAUACCGCGACCGGUGUCAAGUAAACGAGAUCGGAAGCGGCCCCCCGUUCGUAUUGGAGCUGUGCAUUUUGACCGAUUUCCUACUGGACAUAAUCCCUAUUGAAUCAUACGCGGAGAGCACCUCCAACAUCCUCCCCAGUCUGUUUAAUAAAAUAAUUAAGUCCCUCACCGCCCACGUAUCCGACCUUAACCACUACGAAAUACUGAAGAGUUUGGAGCUUUGCACGAAGAUUUUAACGAAAAUUCAACCGAUCACCAUGACUCAGAUGCAAAAGAAGUUGGAGGAGGAAGAGGAGGAGGAGCAGCGGGUCGCUAAUCAACUCCCGGAGGUUCAGAAAAGUGAGGAAACUGGUGGGGAGGAACCGGGGCCGAGGCCUAUAGAGAAAAGCAAAUCGGAUUCUAAGAUCAGUGAGAAUUUAAAUGGGUUCGUUGAUAAGCACGAGUUGACUGUCGAGGAGGGAACCAGGGAAAGGUCCUACAGUAACCAAUUUCCCAAAAAGAAAGAGAAAACGAGCCCGCGCAUCGAAAAAAAGUCAAAAAACAAGAAAUCCAAGUCGAGUUCGAAGCUGUACGACCUAAAAAACGAGGAAACCGACUCGAUUUCGUCGUCGCAACUGUCCACCCCGGAGGAUAGUUUCGAAACAUCUUCGAAAGAGGGCACCCCGUUGGCCCUCGCUCCCGCCAAAUACGAAAACAAGCACUUUCUGAAGUGUUUGGAGGAGUACAAGAGGUUUUUUGUGUCGUUCGUUAAGCACAAAAUCCUCCCGGGGGUGGACGUAAAGGCCUCCUUUAAAAAGCUUGUGUGCGACAAGGACGAGCGUACGAAACUCUUACAGCGGCUGUUGGAUGAACGUUUAACCAACAAACAGUCCGAGUUCACCCCGGUGGACUAUACGAAAACCUUAAAAAGGAAAAAGAACGGUUCCUACAGCCUCCCCAUAGACUCGAACUCAAUUUACGAAACUUGCAUGAGCGUGGCAUGCGCGAUUCUUUUGGAGUUUUGCGCUUUUCCCAAUUUGACUAAUCAUAGCGAGAAUAAAGUCCCUAAUUGGUUGGAGGCUCUCCUGGUGUCCGCUUGCUCAAGAGAGAGUUCCAGGGAGAUCCAACUGACCGCCAUGAGCACCCUUCUGGAGAUUUUCAGCCUCUCAAAGAACCAACAUUACCUAAAAAAAUAUGAGAGCGAGAAGAACAUCAUCAUCACCGGGAUCCUGGACCAUCGCCACGUCACUUUUGUAGAGGAGGACAUGAUCGCCAUCGAGGAAAUGUCCGGGAUCCUUUGGGCCCUUUUGGGCACCGUGAAAAACCAAAACCAACUGAUGGUUUGCGUGACCCUUUUGUAUCAGAUCCAUAACACUUUCGACACGAAAAUGUUCGUGGAGCAAGUGAUCGGGCGAUAUUUGUCGCGCGACAUCGUCGACGUGAAUUAUAUCAAGCAGUUUUGUUUGCUGUGGCAUUUGGGGAGGGAUUUGAACAUUAAGGUGCCCGCCCAUAAGCAGAGCUGCAGGAACUUCGACAGGUCUUUGUUGAAGAUCCUGGAUAUGCUGGAAAACGGGGAGAAACCGGCCGUGCAACUGUUGGCCGAGUCGUUUUUGACCCACAGUCUGUUACAAAACGACAUUUGCAGGAUUCUAAAUCCGAUUUUGUUGCAACUGUUGGCCAGUAAUACGGCCAGGGUGUCCAUAAGGCACGUGAAUAUCCAGGAUGGGUAUGUGAACUGUGAGCAAACUGACCAGGGCGGUCAGAUAUUGGAGGAAUCUCAGGCCAAGAAGAUUUACGCGGUCAGUAACGUUAACGGCAAUGUGAUGUACCACAUGACCGAGAGCCCCCCCGCAAAAUCCCCGAAAAAGCGCUGGUUCGCCUUUUCGAAAUCCGACAAAAAAUACUCGUCCGCUAUAAACAUGACAACCAGCCUAAACGAGGACAGCAACAGCAUCGUAACGAAGAAAAACAAAGACUUUAAAGGGUACGACGUCUCCCCCAAUUUGGAAAAACCCUCCAAAGGAAACGUGAAACUCAUUAUCAACCCUCUGAGCAGCAAAGAAAUCUACCCGGUGGGGCUGGACGGGUCUUAUGCCAGAAGGAGCUCGCAUAGUUCCUUGGACAGCUAUUCUAGCAACGACAACACUAUUAGUAACGACGAUUCUAUCGAUAGGAAAGUUUUUGACUCUCUAGCAGCUGAAAGCGGUUAUGACUCUCUGAAACAUAAUAAUAAACAAACUGAAUAUAUCAACGCCUUGGUGGAUAACGGUAAAAAAGCCUUGCUAGAAAGCAUGGAGCCAAUAUCCAACGGUAUUCGUCCAGGUUUACUGGCGAAAUCCCACAGUUUUGACGAGAAAAUCACCGAGACCACCAACACCGAAAGUUCUUUGGUGCAAAGUUGGUCCUACUGCAUCUCCGACUCGGCAAACCUCCAUGGGGAGCUGGAGUUUAGUAAAAGUGCCGAAGACUUCUUCAGAGGCAAAUAUGAAGAGUACGACAUAGUCACCGGAAUAUUAAAUAAAAUAAUCGACGAUGUGUGUUCGAGGGUGGAGCAAGACCAGACCACCCCCCAGAGACCGACGGAGUUGGACCUGAAAACGAAAAUAAACACCUCGAACUCGAAGAAUUUCGUACUUUACCCCAUACACUCGCACAUGUGCCUUUACUACGAAAUGUUCGACUCUGGCCGCAUAAUUUACGCCCUACGUACGUUAAAACGGUGCGUCCUGUGCCACCCCAAGUUGUUUAUUAAGUGCACCGCCACCAGUGGGAUAAAAAAUCUGAAAAACAAUGAGAUUUUGUAUCUGUUGGCCAGGCAUCGGAAGAGUUUGUUCGGGCAGGGGUUCGGGGGCGAGGUGGGGCAGGAGCACUUGAACUUUUUCAGGGGUUACAUGUUUCUGGACGUCGUGUUGUCGAUUUGUAUGAAUUAUGCGAGGACGUUUUUUCCCUUUUUGGCCGAGUUUAGGAGGGAGGACGUUGCGGGUGCUGCUUGGAAGGACGAAACCAUAACCGAGGAACUCGAAAACAACAUAAAAAUCCAACUGGAAUCCUUGGAAAUCCUACACAUAAUCGUCGAAAACCUAAUAUCUAUCAUCGAGGAGAACAACAACAAAGGCUUCUCCAGCUACAUCGCCGACCUCCUGGUCAAGUGCAAAAUCCAAAAAAUCCUCCUCCACUGUCUCCUCACCUCCGUAAGGGACUUCGACAGCGACAUGACCUUCGCCGAAGACAUUCUGCUCUUCAACAACUUCCAGCUGUGCAACGCGGAAAACAGGCUCGGGGAGCACGUGGAGGCUUUCCAGAUCCAACUUUUACGGCUCAUCCACUCCCUGAUUAUCCUGGAACAUUUGGUGUUUCCCAGUGCGAAAACCAGCACCGGCCAAACCACCCCGGAGGUCUCUAGCGGUUCUUAUAUUAACGAACAUCUGAAUUAUAAGCCUCUAGUGCUGAUUCCUAAGCAGCAAAUCUUCUUGUCGGCCAUCCUGAGCGCUUUGAGGAACGAUAAUAUGCGCGGGAUGCACGAAAAGUGGCUCAAUAUGGUCACCAGUUGCUUACCGUACUUUGGGAAUAAUUUGAGGCAGAUUUCUAUCAGCGUCAUACAUCAAAUUUGCAAUAAUAUCGAAGAUCUUGCGUCGAACUACAAGAACGCUUCACUGGACGAAUCCGAGCUGAGUUCCGACUACGCGGUCACACAACUGGAAUCUUUAACGAUUCUUUGCCACUAUUGUCUGUUGGACGCGUCUCAGACCGCCAAUCAGAACGUGCCGCCCGCCUCUACGAGUACCACCCCCCAAAUGGUGAACCCCGGGGAGAUUUUGAACAAUUUGGUCAAUGUCUUUUUUUCCCCGUUGAGUACCGACAUGAAUUUUUCCUCUAAGCAUACGUCGGAUCAUUAUCAGAACGCCAGGAAGACCAUUUUGAGCCACAUGCCCAGGAUUAUUUCCAGUGUGGCCAAGCUGUGGCAAACGGUCGUGGGCAUGGAAAACGACUACAGCAGCGUAUACGGCAAUUCGAAAACAGUAAAGCAGCAACUUUUAGAGUUCCUAAGCCCGAUAGCGGUACACCACGGCGCCAGUUUCUUGGCUGCCGUGGCUGUAGCCUGGUACGAGCGAAGGAGUCAGCUAAGCAUUAAGGCUGUGCUGCCAGAGCCAAACGUAGGCCAAAACAAUUUGGUUUACUUAAUUUCCGCCAUCAGGGUUAUCCCUUUGGAUAAUUUAGUGCAAACGGUCACCGCGGUUAUUAAAAACCCUCCUCCUUGCGAGGGUCUAAGCGCCGACAUCUGCCUGGACGUUUCCGUACUAGAACUGUUUUAUUGUUAUAUGCGUAACGCCUCCGCCACCCAACUGUCGGAGGCCUGGGGCUCCCUACUGUCCUUAAUAAGGGAAGUAAACUCGCUCAGUGCGUCCGCGCAGUUCUUACUGGCGGCCAUAUUGCACGAAAUGAUGAUCAAGUGCUGCCCCCUGGAGGAGCGGAAAGAUCAAAAGGAUUUACAAGAUGUCACCGCAAAAUUGAUCGAUUGCGUGUCGCAAGUGUGCGGUUCCUGUUUGGAACAAACCACGUGGCUCAGGCGGAAUUUCGCGGUGAGGGAACAGGAGGAGGACGCCACCCCGGAAAACAGCAUUUCCAGUGGCGUUCCCAGCGAUUUCCUGCUGACGUCCAGUCACAGCGUCCAGGCCCAACUGGUUCUAGCGGAAAUUCUAUCCCCGAUCCUGGACAUUUGCUUCGGGUCCUCGGAAAAGGACAAGGUGAACAACAUCCUCGCCUCCCUGAUGUGCAACAUCGUCCCGUAUUUGAAAACUCACACCGUGAAAAACAUGCCGAGUUUCAACGCUUGCUCGAAACUCUUGUCCAGCCUCAGCAGCUACCAGUACACCCGGAAAGCCUGGAAAAAGGACGUGUUCGACUUGCUACUGGACAACGCGCUGUUCCAGAUGGACCAUUCCUGUUUGAAGUAUUGGCGGGUGAUCGUUGAUAAUUUAAUGACGCACGACAAUACGACUUUUAGGGAUUUGAUGAAUCGGGUGUCCAUGACUCAGAGUGGCACUCUGGGGAUAUUCUCGUCCAGGGAGCAGGAGUACGAGCAGCGCGCGCAACUUUUAAAACGGCUGGCCUAUGUGAUAUUUUGCAGCGAGAUCGACCAGUAUGCCAAGUAUAUGCCGGAAAUUCAGGAGCAAUUGACAUCAAGUCUAAGACUGAACGUGCCGAGCAUCCAGGCGCAAGUUUUCAUGUGCUUCCGGGUGAUCCUGAUCAGGAUGAGCCCCCUGCACGUGACCAGCCUGUGGCCAAUCAUAAUAAGCGAAAUGUUGCAAGUGUUCCUGCAAAUCGAACAGGAGUUGAGCAACGAUACGGAGGCCUUCAGCUCUUACAUAAAACUGAUGUCCACCCUGGACUCGAGCUGGUCAACCAAUAGCAGCAACGGCCUACACGCCCUGGGCCACCCCCACUGGCUCCGUCUCCAACUAUCCACGGCAAAACUAUUAGACUUAGCCCUCCUGCUGCCAGCCACCACCUUACCUCAGUUCCAAAUGUAUAGGUGGGCCUUCGUGGGCGACGACUUGCACCCAAAAUCCGUUCCCGCGGACCUCCAGGGAACCUCCAAAAUCUCCUUUACCCCCCACGUGGUCCGGAUCGCCGAAAUUAUGGAUCGUAAGUUCGCGCAGGCCGAGUCGCAGAUCGACAUUUUGCCGAUGAAGAGGAACGAGCUGUUGCUCACGAUGAACUCGAUCGGGCAGCUGAAGGAUCUGCACAGUUUCUUUAAGACGUUGAGCUCGUGCUCGAACAGGCACAGGACCGAGUGCACCAGGUCGGUGGCGAGCGAUAAUUUGUUCGCCGAUCGACAGAGCGAUAAGAAGUUGGACCUGAUCUUGGAGAAGAUCGAUAAGGUGGUCGAGGCGGAUUUUCUCGAUAAAAUUGCCCGGUAGAAGUGAGUUUUUUUGGUUUGUUGUUAUUGGGGGAGGUCGAUGUGAGGCUCGUUUAGUUGACGGGGGUGUUUUCGGUUUGGGUCAGAUGUCGAGGAGGGUGAGCUGAGGUAUGAGUAUGUAAUGAGUAAAAAUGAUAAUGGGAGUGCGGAUUAAAAGGCAGGUUUUAGCUUCCCAACAUAGUUGAAGCCUAUUAUAAAAUCAAGAUUACUUAGGCUACUGGUAUAAUUCAUUUACAGCAGGUAAGGUAAUCCCUGAGGAUGUAUUUGGUGUUUCUAUAACUGAAAAAGUUUUUGAGUUAGAGCUAUGUUUGUAUAAUAGAGUCCCAACCCAGGCAAGACAUAUGAAGAAAUGUUCAUUAUAGGCAGACAAUUUUUACUGUAGUUCAAAAACUAUUUGAGUAAUAUUUAUAAUUCUUUCACAGCAAGAUCAAGUAAUCCCUAAGGAUGGAUUUGGUGUACGAAACGCCUUGCUAACACAAAAAUUCUACCAGAUAUAGCCAUUUUGGUAGAAGUCACAUUAUUUUCAAUGUUUCAACUUCUCACGUAUUAUACUUUUUUUACUAAUCUAGAGCGUUUUUUAACAAAUAUUUUGAUGUAUGAACGAUUUCUGUAGCUCAAAGGGUUUUUGAGUUAAAGCUAAGUUUGUACAGCAAAGUCCCUACCCAGGCAAGAGAGAAUAAAAAUUUCAUUAUAGGCAGACAAUCUUGAUUGUAGUUUAAAAAGUACUUAAGUCAUUUUUAUAAUUUUUUCACAGCAGGAUCAGGUAAUCGCUGAGGAUGGAUUUGGUGUACGAAACGUCUUGCUAGCACAAAAAUUCUACCAGAUGCAGCCAUUUUGGUAGAAGUACAUUGUAAGGUCACAUUAUUUUCAAAGUUUCAACUUCUCACGUAAAUAUCUCGACAUUAAUGGAGGCAUUUAAUUUGAACUUUUUUUACUAAUCUAGAGCGUUUUUCAACAAAUAUUUUGAUGUAUGAACGAUUUCUGUAGCUCAAAGGGUUUUUGAGUUAAAGCUAAGUUUGUACAGCAGAGUCCCAGCCCAGGCAAAAGAGAAUAAAAUUUUCAUCAUAUGCAGACAAUUUUGACUGUAGUUCAAAAACUACUUAAGUAAUUUUUAUAAUUCUUUCACAGCAGGAUCAAGUAAUUCCCGAGGAUGGAUUUGAUGUGCGAAACGUCUUGCUAGCACAAAAAUUCUACCAGAUACAGCCAUUUUGGUACAAGUCACAUUAUUUUCAAAGUUUCAACUUCUCACAAAGAUAUCUCUAAUGGAGGCAUUUAAUUUGAACUUUUUUUACUAAUCUAGUGCGUUUUUCAACAAAAAUGUUGAUGUAUGAACGAUUUCUGUAGCUCAAAGGGUUUUUGAGUUAAAGCUAAGUUUGUACAGCAGAGUCCCAACCCAGGCAAGAGAGAAUAAAAUUUUCAUCAUAUGCAGACAAUUUUGACUGUAGUUCAAAAACUACUUAAGUAAUUUUUAUAAUUCUUUCACAGCAAGAUCAAGUAAUCCCUGAGGAUGGAUUUGGUGUACGAAACGUCUUGCUAGCACAAAAAUUCUACCAGAUACAGCCAUUUUGGUAGAAGUACAUUGUAUGGUCACAUUAUUUUCAAAGUUUCAACUUCUCACGUAAAUAUCUCGACAUUAAUGGAGGCAUUUAAUUGGAACUUUUUUUACUAAUCUAGAGCGUUUUUCAACAAAUAUUUUGAUGUAUGAACGAUUUCUGUAGCUCAAAGGGUUUUUGAGUUAAAGCUAAGUUUGUACAGCUGAGUCCCAGCCCAGGCAAGAGAGAAUAAAAUUUUCAUCAUAAGCAGACAAUUUUGACUGUAGUUCAAAAACUGCUUAAGUCAUUUUUAUAAUUCUUUCACAGCAGGAUCAGGUAAUCCCUGAGGAUGGAUUUGGUGUACGAAACGUCUUGCUAGCACAAAAAUUCUACCAGAUACAGCCAUUUUGGUAGAAGUACAUUGUAUGGUCACAUUAUUUUCAAAGUUUCAACUUCUCACAAAUAUAUCUCUACAUUAAUGGAGGCAUUUAACUUGAACUUUUUUUACUCAUCUAGAGCGUUUUUCAACAAAAAUUUUGAUGUAUGAACGAUUUCUGUAGCUCAAAGGGUUUUUGAGUUAAAGCUAAGUUUUUACAGCAGAGUCCCAACCCAGGCAAAAGAGAAGAAAUUUUCAUCAUAUGCAGACAAUUUUGACUGUAGUUCAAAAACUACUUAAGUAAUUUUUAAUAAUUCUUUCACAGCAAGAUCAAGUAAUCCCUGUGGAUGGAUUUGGUGUACGAAACGUCUUGCUAGCGUAAAAAUUCUACCAGUUACAGCCAUUUUGGUAGAAGUCACAUUAUUUUCAAAGUUUUAACUUCUCACGUAGAUAUCUCGACAUUAAUGGAGGCAUUUAAUUGGAACUUUUUUUACUAAUCUAGAGCGUUUUUCAACAAAAAUUUUGAUGUAUGAACGAAUUCUGUAACUCAAUGGGUUUUUGAGUUAAAGCUAAGUUUGUACAGCAGAGUCCCAACCCAGGCAAAAGAGAAUGAAAUUUUCAUCAUAUGCAGAAAAUUUUGACUGUAGUUCAAAAACUACUUAAGUAAUUUUUAUAAUUCUUUCACAGCAAGAUCAAGUAAUCCCUGUGGAUGGAUUUGAUGUAAGAAAUGUCUUGCUGGCACAAAUAUUCUACCAGAUACAACCAUUUUGGUAGAAGUCACAUUAUUUUCAAAGUUCUCAACUUCUUACGUAGAUAUUUGUACAAUAUUUGAGGCAUUUCUAUAACUCAAAAUGUUUUUUCCACAAGGUUAUUCUUACAAAAUCUAAUAGUUCCACUGAUUCACUUCUUUGAAGACCAAAUAUGAUAACACUCUUCUUCCUAAGACGUCGUUCUAGUGCACGAUUAUUUAAAUUUAGUUGAUCACACUCUUUGUCGGUUUAAUUAACUGGUGUUGUUGUUCUUCGACGCUGAUUGCAAGAGUCGAGAUCUGUACAUCAAUAUGGCUUUUCAGAGUAUUUGUAAUACGAUCUUCAGUUUGGCUGUCAUAAUUUUACACAAAUAUCAUCAUUACUUAGUUAAGACAUGUCAGACAAUAAGUAAGUAUUUAGCAAACAAGGGAAAAGAAAAAAAUCCUAAGCUGGAGUUUAGCAACAUGUAAUUAAGAAGCAAAAAAUGACUAGACAGGAAGUAACACAGGGAUACUCGCUUCUCCCCCUGGGGCUUAUCAGGGCAUUUAAGCACACAGAAACACAGGCAGUCCCCGGAUAAGGUUGGGAUACACUAAAAUAUAAUUAACGACUUCUUAGUUGGGGGUUUUUGAAUGAGCCUUUCAGCUCCUAUAGAAGAGAAAUGGAUCCAAGAAGCAAAAUUUACUGGAAAAUUGACCGAAACUCCCUUGAAUUCAAUCAGAAUUUACCCUAAAACCCCCACUCGCAAACCCUUUUUCUGUGUUACACAUCUGACCCAAAAACUCCUCAAAAAACAAAUUUUAUUCGCGACCACAUUCGUGUAUCGAGGUUGUGACUUAAAUUACUCGCUUAAAAACCCAUAAAACGUUAGAAAUAAAUAAAAGCGUCGUAUACAGGGUAUAUUUUAACAAAAAAAAAACUCGCUUUCCUGCUUCGGGACGAGGUCUAGGUCGGUUUUUGGCCUAAGAACGUCAUUUGCUGCCGGUAAAGUUGUUUCCUUUGUUCGCCCAAAGAAAUCAGUAUUAAAUGCGGUGCAUUUAACAGUAGUAAUGUCAAUGAUAUAGCGUAAAUAAAGGUACCUUUGGCAAAAGUAUCUUUGGCGGCCAUUUUGUUGUUGUUGUUGGCACGACAAAAUGGCGGCCAGUACUUUAGUUUUUAGGGCUCCAGUGUGUAUACUAUCCUGUUAUUGUUGUGUUAAAGUUUAUUAAUUGAUUUUUUAAUGGAUUAAGUCUUAAAUAUGCUUUUUUCUUAUUUAUUUUUGAGUAUUUAGUCCCUAACAACGUAGGUGCAAUUUUUCAUGAUAAGCAUUUAAUAUUAUAUAUGAUAAAAUGUGAUUUUAUAUUGUGAUGUUAAUACAAAAUAUAAGGGGCUUUAUUGCCCUCCGUUAUUAUUUGUUGUCUAUAUGAUUACUUCGAAUAAAUAAAAGUGCGAUUUUUUUUU
Messenger RNA from Anthonomus grandis grandis, 11681 nucleotides. RefSeq names its product protein dopey-1 homolog. Gene Ontology annotation, cellular component: trans-Golgi network; endosome. The transcript has 23 exons. Gene Ontology annotation, biological process: Golgi to endosome transport. The coding region runs from base 311 to 7585 and encodes 2424 amino acids. The record is from RefSeq and is a predicted model, not a curated record. Lineage: Eukaryota; Metazoa; Arthropoda; Insecta; Coleoptera; Curculionidae.